This is a messenger RNA of Stylonychia lemnae, 2562 nucleotides long. The record is from the annotation of a GenBank genome assembly. Lineage: Eukaryota; Ciliophora; Spirotrichea; Sporadotrichida; Oxytrichidae.
AUGAAGGGGUUGUCAAGAAUUGCAAAUAAGCCUUUCAGAUAAAUUCACUAUCCUUUCUUUAACAAAUUUGGCUUCAGCUCUCAGAAUAAAUCAUCCCCAGUGGAAUAGGGUGAUGAAGCUGCUCAGCCAGAAAUUGAAUAACCAGGAGAUCACAAAGACUUCUAAUUGUAGCCUACUUUCAGAUUAAUACCAGUUUCUGAUCACCCUUUAUUUCCUGGAUCCUCAACUGCAGUAUCAGAAUUGAAACAAACAGAGAUGGUGGUUGCUUCAGUUGUCAAGAAUGAAUCUCUCUUAAGAACAGGAAGCGAUAUUUUGUCAACAUUGUAAGAAAUUCCCUAUUGUAAUUAGUAUAUUCUAGGCAAUAAGUAUAUGCUAACUAUAUUCCCUUCUUCUAAAGCUAAGAUUAUAGAAGCACUCGACCCAGUAGCCCCACUUUGCAGAGUAAGAGCAAAGGAGAUCGUUGAGGAAAAAAUUACAGAGGAUUAACUGGAUAUUGCGUAAUCAGUGGUCUAUAAAUUUCUCAAAUAGCAGUAUAUGAGAUGCUAUAAAAUCUCUCAGGAUUAAAAGUUUUUGGCUUACUUAUAAUUCCUUGAAUCUAAUUACAGAAUUGAAUAUGUUCAAGAUUUCAUACACAUGCUUUUAACUUGCAUCUCACUUCCCUAAUACAUCAAUACUUAUAAGUUCUUGAUUAACAUACAAAGAAGCUAGAUUUAAGACGUCUACGAGGAAGAAAAUCUAACUUAGAGAUUAGAGAAAAUGAACACUAUAUUCACAGACUUCGUUAACAAGCUUGAAAUAUGGAAUAGACUUGAGGAGCAAUACGACUUUAGAUCUGAUCAACAAAAGACAUAAAAAAAGCUAGAGGAAAUUUAUGAAAGUUUGAAAAAGCAUUUUACUAAUGAAAAAGAUGAGAAAUAAGAGUAAGUAAAGGAAUUUUUGAAAAAUCUUGAGGGGAAAACAGUUCCUGAUCAUAUUAUGAAGGUUAUUACAGAAGAGAUUAAUAGAUUUUUGUCGAUGGAAAAGCAUCACAGUGAAAUUCAGGUUACUAGAACCUAUCUUGAAUACUUGACUAAAUUACCUUAUGGGAUAUCGUCUCAAGAUAAUUUUGACAUAAAACUAGCAAAGAAAAUUCUAGAUGAGGGUCAUUAUGGAAUGGAUGAUGUUAAAAGGAGAAUUCUAGAAUUCAUCGCUGUUGGAAAACUAAAGAAAUCUGUUCAUGGAAAAAUUCUUUGUUUUGUAGGACCUCCAGGUGUAGGUAAAACUUCUAUUGGAGAAUCUAUUGCAAAGUCACUAGGCAGAAAGUUUGUAAGAAUUGCUCUUGGCGGAGAUAGAGAUACUUCGACUCUUAAGGGAUUCAGAAGAACAUAUAUUGGUGCUAUUCCAGGAAAAAUCGUUAGAGCACUUAAAACUGCUGAAGUUGAGAACCCAGUCUUAUUGAUUGAUGAAGUUGAUAAAAUAGGAUAAAGAAGUGUUCACGGUGAUCCUGGUAGUGCUCUUCUAGAAAUAUUAGAUCCAGAAUAAAAUGCAUAGUUUACAGACGAUUAUCUUGAUGUCCCUAUUGACUUGUCAAAAGUCUUAUUCUUAUGUACUGCAAACAUUCUAGACACUCUUCAUCCAGCCUUGCUAGACAGAAUGGAAAUUAUUAAAGUUUCAGGAUACACUCAUAAUGAAAAGAGACAUAUUCUAGACGGAUAUCUCCUGCCUGAAGCUAUUGAAAACGCUGGACUUAAUAUCGAAGGUGCAAAUUUCAAGAUUACUGAGGAGGUUAAAGACUACAUUAUCUAGAACUAUAGCAGAGAGCCUGGUAUGAGAUCAUUGAAAAAAUUCAUAAAUAGAAUCUCUGAGAAACUAGCAUUUUAGAUUGUUGAAUCAGAGAAUUAACAAGAAAUUGUAGUAGAUGUAGACAAUAUUGAAAAAUACAUAGGACAUCCAAUUUACAGGUCAAGCAAAUUUUAUACAACAUACCCUCCACCAGGUGUUGUGAUAGGGCUAGCAUAUAAUGAAUAUGGAGGAGCUAUUCUUUAUAUUGAGUCAGCUCAGUCAACAUACUCAAACGAGGGUAAAGGCGGUUUGAAAGUCACAGGUAGUCUUGGAGAUGUAAUGAAGGAAUCUUCGACAAUAGCUCAAACAUAUGCCAAAAAUUUCCUCUCAAAAUAUAUUAAGCAAAAUGAAUUUGCUACAAAGUAUCUUGAAACUCACGAUGUGCACAUUCAUUUCCCUGAAGGAGCUAUUCCAAAGGAUGGUCCAUCUGCUGGUAUAACAAUCACAUCCUCAUUGCUCAGUUUAGCCUUGGGAAAAUCAGUACCUUAAGACAUUGCAAUGACUGGCGAAAUAUCUCUAAAUGGCAAAGUGCUUGCUAUUGGUGGAGUUAAAGAAAAAACUAUGUCAGCCACCAGAGAAGGUAUCAAGAAACUCAUAUUCCCUAAAGCUAAUCAAAAGGAUAUUAAUGAACUUCCAGCAUAUAUCAAGGAAGGCAUUCAAUUCUACUUUGUUGACGAAUACCCAGAAGUGUUCAGAAUUUUAUUCCCUGAUAUCAGCAUUGACUAUUAAUAAUCUUAGUGA